Molecule: messenger RNA, 11017 nt
Organism: Pocillopora meandrina
Lineage: Eukaryota; Metazoa; Cnidaria; Anthozoa; Scleractinia; Pocilloporidae
Source: the annotation of a GenBank genome assembly
AUGACCGACUUGGAGUCAGACUCAGUCUCUACCAGCCGAACUGGAUGUUUCGGCCAGAUUAAAGACAGAAUCACAAAAGCACUCUCGGCAGCUGGUGAUCGUGCAACCAUCCCUGGAAUUAUUACCAACAACAAGAUCACUCUAAAGAACAUGGUCAUUUCCUUAGCAGUACUGGGGCUCGAAGUUCUGCUUCACUCCGAGGUCUUUGACUGCCCCGUAAAGAAUCAUAAAAUCUAUGCCCUCUCCUGGUUGUGUGCCCCACCAGCUAUCAUUUUCUUUGUCAACCUGCUUAUCAUUGGAGACAUCUGGAAACUUUCCGAUCAUUGUCUGGUACGCGACUAUUCUCAAUUUGGCUACUUCUGUGGCCACACUAUUCCCAGCAUUGUCAAAGCGAUGGCAGGAGCGUCUGUAUGGUUGAUCUUGGCAUUUUGUAGAAAGGAUUAUUACGUGUGUGCCCAGGUAGGACCAGAUAUCCGCGAGAGAAACGAAACUGAUCCAGAUGAGCUCAAAGAAUACGAUAUGACCGUAGAGACGGCUGGGGCCGAAUCUCAAAUUUUCGCCUGGGCAGUUUUCGUGGUCAUGGUUUUCUCCGCUUCUGUAGUGGUCAUUAGCAAGAAUUGUUGUCUUAAGGACCAAGACAUCCUAGACGGUAACGCAAUUUCCAUUUUUAUUCUUAAUUUACAAAAAGUGUUGUACAAUAGCAAUACUAAAAGCCCGCUCUUAGAACCGCGCAAUCUGACUGACGACGAGGCACUUGUAGUACUCGAUUACGCAUCAUUGCUGAAAAUUAUGUAACAGAGCCAUGACUGAAUCUUUCUUGUAAUGUGCUCUUAUGGUGUCGAGGGGAUCUGGCGAAGGAUUACGCUGGAAGCAUGCAUUUUUGCUCAAACUCGUUUGUUUUAAAUAAAAUGGCGUGGCGUUCCGUAGACACGUUUUAGCUAAUCUUAAAAACUUGAGGACAGUCUCUCUCUAAUUUUCGUAAUAUACCAAAGUGUUCUCUGUGGCUUGUCUGUGUUUUUAAUAUAGAGUGUCUACCGUAACUGCAGCAUCUAUUCAAGUCAUCUGAGUUUACGCUUACUCAUGUAUAUCUUUUCUUAGACAUACGCAUAUUUGAGGAACGGGAGGCGAAGUGGGCUAAGAGGACCUUUACUAAGCUCGCUAAGGGUUUGCGUGAUAAAGAAAUAACAAAUGAAAACGAAACUGCCAACCAGGAAAAGGAGGAAGGAAAAGAGGUAAAGAUAACACUCUAUCGCGGUGGAAUUCCAGAAACAUUGGGCGAAAAAAAGGUGAUUGAAAUGUUUAAAGGUUGGGAGGAAAAAAAUCCAAAUUGGCAUUACCGUGAUGCUUACGACCAAUUCGAAAAGCUCUAUCCUAGAGCUGCUAAUGGCAAGCCUAGAAGUAGAUGGAGCACAACACAUCUAUCCCAGCAAUUUGCGAAAAAUGCGCGCCCAGUGAACACUAAUGAAGAAACAAAGCUGCCAUUCGAGCAAACAAGCAGAGGUACCACAACUUUGGAAGACACCAGGCCGCCAGUCGACCAAACAAGUGGAGGUAGCACAAGUUUGGAAAUGCAGAAGAUAACAUCUACACGCAAUGAUGGUAUCACACAGGAACCCGCCGAAACAGCCAGACUUAUCGAAAGCACUUAAUCUAAGCUAAUUCAAAGAGGUUUUAUGUUAUAAAUAAUGAUCUUUUAACAUAGCUUCGUAAACCACCAUACAAACACAUAUAACUAAUUGCAAAGUAACGAAGUCAGUUCAUGUCUCAGAUAUGAUUACCAUUGGUGAAACGUAGGUCUUUUAUAAACAGCAUAAGUCAGCCGGUUUAGAUUAGUCACAGAAAAUAAACUCCCACGCGUUUGCAAACAAACCUAGACAACAAUGAAACUCAAACUAUCUUGAGAAUAUUUGCUCACGAAAAAGAGAAAGAAUGACUUACAAUUUUUUAAAUUUUUAAAUUUUUAAUUUUUUCAAAUGUUUUAAGCUAGAGGACCUAAGCCCAUUGGUUAUUGUUUUCACUGGAAGUACGAUAUUAAACAGUUUUCGUAUUUUUGAGGUUUUCCUAAUGGGAGAGUUAAAAGGCACUCCUUUAACACACUUACCUUGUACGGGUUUUAAGACUCAAGGUAAGGCAAGGAACAAUGAUACAGACGACAAAAAAAAAGAAAGAAAAGACGAUCGUUUCAAGGGCAGUGUUAAUUGCGUUAGCCUCAGGUAGAUUUUAUGUUAAUCCAUAAACAUGCAAAAGUCAUAGAACGACCCAGAACCAUUCUAAUACAAACAUGUACUGGUUCAUUAUAUAUAGGUGUUGACUUUCUGUUCAACAAACGAAGUUGAAGAAUUGGGAACUUUUCUUUCAUUAAAAUCACAAUCAAUUAACAGUUGCCACACUUUUUUCAAACCGAGAAUCAGAACAGAAAAUAUAGCGAACGUGCGAAACCUCAGCUCUUGUGACAAAACAAGUGACCUGACCUUGGCCUUCCCACAGGAUGAAACGUUUCAGUUGUCAUUUGUAUGCUACGCAUGUACGGACCAACAUUAAUCGAGCUCAUCGAGUCGUAACCUUAGAAUUAAAAAAAUUGUUCUCCUACAGAAGAAAGUCAUAGCUGUGAAGCUUUACAACCGGUACUGAAAGUGAUCAGUACACACACGUGACUGCUUUCACGACGGAAAGAGCUCAAAGAACGAUUUUAAUGUGCGUUGCUAAGAUUCGAUUUAUAUCUCUGACCGACGACAUUUUCGAUCGUUGAGCGAAAGCCUGAUUUAAAUUUCAUGGUUAACUAACAUAAAUCAAAACAUUUCAUCCAGCUUUCGAAACCUGAAAACUUACGUGACUUUUGGUGGAUUAUUUUGAACGAUAUUACACGACAUUCAGGCAAACAUAAAUAUCAUUUCAUUGAUUGCAGAUGAUACUUGCGAUGCUCAGAAUUUUAAUCGGGCGAAGGACAGGGACCCUUUAGUGUCUUAGAAUACAGAUCAAAUUCUUUCCGCAGAGAAUAUUUUCUGGGCGAAAUUCACAUCAUCCAUCCUCACUAUCAUUCUGAGCUUUAUGACAAAUAGUUCAUGAUUGGUUACAUGAAAAUAAUUUGAAAAUGUGCCUGUAGCUAUGAGACUCCGCUCGAGUCACGUUUGAAUAAUGAUACAAAUUUCAGCCGAGCAAGUCUUUUGUAGAACCUAGUUUUAUUGAUUGAAUGUAAAUGAUCUUUACAAAAUAAAAGAAGCUUCGGUUUUGAUCGGGCAGUUUCCACCGCAUGGAAGCGAUUAAUAAUAUUUCCGUUUGUACUAAUCAUGCCUCAAGCAUAAAAAACCACUGCUUUAACUUAAUAACGCUUUCAUUCCACUCAAGUUAUAUCUUACAAAUUUGUUACUGAGUUUCAGGUGAGUAAGUUCCUUUGUUUCUGAAGCACUCACAGGCUUCGUAUGAGGUCAUCUUUGAAACUAAACUUAUUAUCAAAUGCUUUCCAUGAUUUUAGUGUGGAAAGAAUUAUCUCUAACCCGUUUGUAGCUUUCGUUCGAGCGGAAUGCCUCUACUCAAAGCCAGAGGUGCUUCGAAAAUCUCAGUCAAAUUUUAGCGAGAAAACUCGUAUACAAGGAAACUUGAGAAAAUAAAAGUACCCUGGAUAUGAUAAUUGUGACGAAAUAAGUACUUUCUCAACAGCGCUAAACGAUAUGUCUUCACUUAUUUGACACCGGAAGGAUGGGUUCAAAUCUACCGCUGUUUGUUUGGGAUUCUUUUGGGAUUAAUUUAAAGUUGGUCUCUUUUAAAAGGAUAACGAUACUACGAUUUUUCCGUUUUUAAUUUUUCAUUAUUUCGUCUCUUUUGUUUCUUUUGGCGUUUUUCAUGGGAGAGGAGACAAGCAUAAGUCAAGCGUACCGCUCGACCCCGUUCGUCUUGCGCUCGCCUCCGCUCGCCUCGCGUUCGCCUUUGCUCGCUGCGCGUUCGUUAUCGCUCACAUCCGCUCGCCUCGCAUUCGCCUCCACUCGCCCCUAGAUCGCCUUCGUUCGCCUCACACUCACCUCCGCUCGCCAAACAAAAGCAAAGCAACAAAUAUAAAAAUAAAUAACGCCGUAGGAAGCACUUACUUCGAUUUCCAUCAUAAUUGCAGUUUCCAUCGUCAAUCUAAAAUGUCCGCUGCGGGGGCAGAGCCUGGUAAUGAGCCACACGUGAUCGAACCAGCCCCGGAUUCUGGGGGUCAAGAUUCUGGGACCCAAGAUUCAGGUACCCAAGGUUCUGGAGCUCAGGGUUCCCGCCGUGCAUCUAAAUAUUUCAAAGUUAUUAAAGACAAGUUAGGACCUGAUGAAGAAACAACCAUUCCAGGCAUAAUCACUAAAAACAAGACCACUUUGACCAACCUGGUAAUUUCACUUGUACUGCUUGGGCUUCAAUUUCUACUGCAUGCCAAUAUACCUUGGCUUCUGUUUUGUUUUUGUUUUUGUUUUUGUUUUUAUUUGUUGUUGUUGUUGUGGAUAUCUUUUUAUUGUAACUGUCAGCGGUUGAUAUACAAUCUACCGAGGCUAUUGGUAUCUUUCUAAGUAAUCUAAACGUGCUUUUAUGGUUUUUAUUUUCUAGAAAUACGCAUCUUUGAAGAACGAGAGGCGAAAUGGGCCAAGAAAAUUUUUACUGAAUUCUCUCAAGGUUUGCGCCCUGAAAAAGAUCCCAAGGAAAAGAGCACGAAAGACGACAAAACCAAAAGAAACGACGACGACCAAUAGGUCAGUGAUGCUGAUGACAAGAGCGAAGGGAUAAUCAGGAAGAAACUGUUGACCAGGAAAAAGACAAAGAGAAAGAGGUGAAGCUUACAUUCUAAGACAACGGAAUUCCGGAGAAAUGUGCCCAAAAAAUUGUCGCUGAGAUGUUCAAAGACUGGGUGGAACAAAAACCAAACUGGCAUUACCGUGAUGCUUACGACAAUUUCGUUAAGAUCUAUCCCAGGGCUGCCACUGGCAAUCCUGGAAAAAGGUGGAGCACGACACAUUUAUCCGCGCGAUUUGCGAAAGGAAGCAAUGAAAAUUCCAGGUUGUCUUUCCAUGGGAUCCACCGUUCAGAUUACAGAAGCACAAGGUUUGAAAUGGAGAAUUUGACAGACCAAAGUGGCAAAGCUAACAUCUCAAAGGAAGAGCACAAGGAAACCACAAGUUUAAUCGUAACUAGUUAAUUUGGGCUGAGAUUUUCUUUUUUUAGAAUGCGGGAACUGAAGAACGACCUCUCCUUGAAACAUAUUGUGGUCAAGUUAACGGAAUCUGGGAACCAUAGUGUAACAUGGUGGGGGCACUCAUAAGCACAAAGCCUUUGCGAGUUAGAUCGCUUUCGACUGCGUAUCACUGAGGAAGGAGUAUUUCAUGGAAACCGAAUAAACUUCAUCUCCACCAUUAAAGAGUAUAUAUGAAGCAAUGACACUGCACUUAUUUUAUGCUUGAAAUUUCACCUUCGCGGUUGUCCAUCGGAAUUCAAUUCGCUGGUUUCACUAAAGUCCUAGCAAACUAUACAUCAGAAGAAAGCUUAAUAACUGCAGUUUACGAUAAAUAUAUAAUUUAAGCGACUUUUCCUUUAUGGAAGUGUCGGGAGCCGGUAAGGCGUGAAAAGACCGAAGGUUCUUCUAUUGAAUUUAUUGGGUAUCGGAUGCCGCAGCACGAGCAAAAUGGCUGCACAAUCUUAUUCACAAGGCAUCAAUCAACGAAUGUGUGUCAAGCUUUCUCGAUAUUCUGAUUGGUUGUCUAGAUAUCGGCAUCUAAAGUUGGAGUAGCUGAAAAAUAUGUGAGGCGUGUUGCGUAAAUGUACGCCACGGGACAAAUAUUUCAAAUAUCAAAAUUUCGCGACACACUUUCGUUUGUCAUUAUUCCUGGAAUGUUUUGGCGAAAUUCGACGAAAAUCAGUCAAAUAUAAAUACCCUAUGAAUUCGUUCAAAGUGGUUGUAAUCCUUCCAAAAUCGAAUGCGAGAUUUUAGCUCAUAGAGGUUCGCAAACAACUCCCGCCAAGCCAGGAGAUUGUCUCGCCUCCUGAAACCGCAAAUCAAUGGGGCAACGCGUUAAUGUCGAUGGUCAAGAUUUCCCGGGGAAAGUAACCCAUUGUAGACACUUUUCUUUUUUAUCUCGAUCGUUCACAGGCGGCACAAACUCCAGCUGUGAGAUGAUCAUCUCGUGCAAUAACAGUCAUGGCGGAAUUAUAAGAUUUUGUAUGGGGAUAUUUACGACUGCUCUAAGGAAUAAAAAAACAAAUGUCCAACGUCAAACGAAAAAUACCUCACCUUACUUCCACAGCGUAUUGCUUGUUAUUUGACCGCAUACUUUGAUGAAAAGAACCCAUUUUAGGGAGUUGUCCAUUUCGAGGUUUUCUACAUACACAAAAAAAGCCCAAGGCUGAACUCUCCAUUUCCGAACACCCGUUCCGAGAAGCGAAAAAUCCCAGCGCAAAAUGACCGGGCGGCCACAAAUCCAACGCAGAAUCCAAGCACAUAUACUGUAGUUUCAUUUCAAUUCACUACAAACUCAAUCUUCCCCGUGCAACCGACGCUAAGCCGCAGUUUACUUAAAAAAAACUUCCAGUUUAGAGGUUUUAGAGGUUUCUAACAGCCCGCUUACACAUCAACAUCAACCUUUAACCUUGACACACGACCGUUGAAAAUCAGCUUGGUAACCAUACCUCCUUUUUAAACUAAGCUUUACCGGGGACCACACCGUCACUUAUUAUCAAUAAAUUGAUUUAGAACCACGGGUCCCCUCAGGUCGAAUCGACGAAGAGGCUAUUGUUUCAAUCGGCCGAUCGAAUUCGCCUCCGGAAGUGUUUACAAAUUCAAAAUAAUUUUCAAGUAUAUGUGCUUGGAUUCUGCAUUGGAUUUGCGGCCGCCCGGUCAUUUUGCGCUGGGAUUUUUCGCUUCUCGGAUCGGGCGUUCGGAAAUGGAGAGUUCAGCCUUGGGCUUUGGGCUUGAGCCUGUUUUUUCAUUUUCUUUUGACCAAAGACUUUCUUCCACUUUUGAUUUUUCCACGAGAAAAGAGCGUCCACGUGUGAAUUUUGAAAAGUGCGCGAUGUAAACAAAAUAUGGAAAUAACAUGUAUAGAAACGAGCCCCAAGAUGAGCGGUUGCCGCGAGAUUCUCCCAGGUCCGAGAUUAUGACACUUCCCUGAUUUAUUAACUUUUAUUUGAAAAUACGUUUUCCUAAAUAACUCGGAUGCUUUGAAAGAUUUCAGGAAAAAUUUUUUAUGGAAACGUUAGGAUGAGUGUUUCAAUUCGUUUUAGUCAAAAACAGAAAAAUCGAUUUUUUUUUUCGGCCUCUGAAGGUGAGAAGUGACCUUAACCUUUUUGAAAUUAUCCUGCGAUGAGAUCUAAAUUCGAACUCGCAGCGAGCACUUUGAACAAUAACUCCUUAAGAAGGUUUAUACAAUAUUUGUACUAUAUUGCAAUCACUUAAAAAGAUAGAAUGAAAACACAAAGAAAUUAAAUUCUGUUUGUAAAAUUCAUAAUUUCUUUAGCAAUUGGGUUUCUGAGGAAACGAACUAAAAGCAAAAUAUGUGAACGCUUAAUCAACUAAAAUGUUUACUCUACCAUUUUCUUUGAGCUGAAAUGUUUUAUUUUAAGUUGACUCUGAAGUUAUCAUAUAACGAAUGAUGAUCAUUGCUGUACGCUGAGGCAUUAGACGGGUUCUGAAUAAAACUCACUGCAAACUGACACCUGCUUUUAUUCAAUUUAUUCUCAUCAUUUUAAGUUUUUUUCUAAUUCCUUAAUUGUGCAAAAGAAAAUUGGUAUAUGUGUGCUAAUCACCAAAGAUGCAUGUUAAGUUUAUUUUCGCUGUUGUACGGAAAAAUCAAUUCUUGCACUUUUCGAUUGUAACAAUUACGAAUUGUCCCUUUGGAAAAUUUUUUUUCACACUUGGUAAAUCGCCGAGUUCUAACAAUAGUAGUUGAUAAUAAAUGCACCAAUAGCGGUUAGGAUAUGGCGCCAUCCUAUUGGCUGAAAAGCAAAUGAUCUUGGCUUUCAGUAAUUGUUCAGAUAAUCAGCACAGCCGUCUUCAGUUAAACAGCGACACCACGACACAAGUCAAAGAGAAGUCUGAGUGCUUUUACAUCAGUCAAGAUCCUGAUAAGUACGUUUUGUCUAUCUGCUGUAACACCCUUAUUCUCUUGGGUCAGUGCUCAAUUUAGGCCCAGUUCAGACGCCGUACUUCAGCCGAGCCGAAUCAAAUUCAACGAAUAGUCCAUUUUACAGUUGCGUGCUCGAUUGCCGAGCCCUUGAACAGGAGUGAGGCUAAGUUUGACCUUGUUAUAAUACAAACGUUGCUGCUUUUUAUACGUAAAUGACUUUGUUAUCAUGCUAACGAGAUACUGGUCUCUAUCACAACAUGGUCACCUUCAGCCUCACUCCAAAUCAAAGGCUUGGCAAGUAAGUACACAACUGUAAAAUGGCCUACUAAGUUCAUGUGAGGUACGGCGUCUGAAUCAAUUCGGAACGGCUGAUUUCAUCUAGAUCGGCUCAGUCAAUUAAUCCCGCCUGGCUCAGCCGGGAAGAACGGCUGUAGGCCGGCUUUGAUUCAGACACCGUACUUCAACUGAGCCAAACCAAAUGCAUAAAUUAUUUUAAUGUAUUUUUCAUGCUGGUUUUACUCAAGAGCAUGCGCAAAGUAAUGUUUUGCAGGAGAAUAAUGGCGGCUUGGUGGGCAAACUAAACAAUGGUAACAUCUGAUGUUCGCGUUUCGGUUGUAUUGACGCGUCGCUACCACUCGGUGAUGCAUGACCAGAAGGAGACUGAGUGCACAUACGGUUAUCAUUUGUCUUCUUCUGGCGGCAAAAUAGGCUAAGACGGUUUGCAUUCUUUUUCUUCUUCUUCUUCUUUUUGCACUGUUUUCUAGCAUUUUGAGCAGAAGAAGGGCUCUUGCUCGCAGAUUGCUGCCGAAAUCCAUGGCGUCUGCCAUGUUUACAACAGUAUGCUAAACCAAUGGUUGAAUAUUAAUUUUCUUCGAUUAAUUAAUUUCGGCCGUAUAAAGUUGGGCGUUCGAAUUUCCAUUCGUCGCGGCUGAAGUACGGCGUCUAAACCGGGCCUUAGGCCGUUUAUUUUGAUUUAUGAUUUUACAAAAACGUAAAAGUUGUACAUACUCUUCAAACAAAACAGCUAUUCAACUUUCCUUCAAGUAGAGUUAAAUCUUCUUUGAAAAAAAAAGCGCUCUUUUUAUUACAUUGCAAGGAAAGAAGAGCUGAAUACAGUCGAACCUGUAUAAAGCGGCGCCGUUUUAAGCGGUCACCCUGUAUUGAGUCCUGAAAUUGUUUCCCUUUAACCACUAAUUUUCACCUCUAUUAAGCGGUCGCAGUUACCCUUAACUGGCUGCCAACGGCCUGUUUGUAUUGUCUUCCAUCUGCAUCGAACGCUCACUUGGAUCAGAACCACUCAAAUAAAACAAAGAAUUUUUUCAUAAUACCCCUAUUCUGUGCAACCUGUAUUAAGCGAUCCUGUAGUAGUAAAAGUAACUUAAAGUCAUGAGAGUCUUCAGAAACCGCAAAGAGGAAAACAGAUAAAUACAAAGACUUAAGAAAUAAAACGAAAGGGAUACUGUAGUUGAGUGUUUCAUUUAUUGGUUUUAAGACCUCUCGACUUGAAGUCCACGCGGUUUGGUAAUAUGACACUUUUGGUGCAUUCAAAAGACAUGAAUUAACUCUUGAUGCGUGUUCUUUUCAGUAUCUUUCAGCUAUGUCAGUUGGGGUAGAGGUGCGCAAAGGCAUACAAUUCUUAGGCAAAAAUGUAAAAACCCUGUUGAACCUUGGACUCUCUGGAAGCGUUGUGGCAAUAAACGCAAAAGUCAAAUCGGACCUUUUCGACUGCCCUGUGGAAAAUCAUCAACUGUACGGCUACGUGUACCUUAUUGCACCCUGUAUCAUACUUUAUUUCGUUAAUCUGUUGGUGGUGGCGAAUAAGCUGAAUCCUCAUGGCUUCCUGCAAACUAUAAAAGAAAAGCUGCAAAAGGAAACGAAAUUCACCGUAUUCCGCGAUGUGAUCUUACCCAGCGUUUCAAGGGCGUUAGCAGCACCUCUGGCAUGGCUGAUAGUGUCAUUUGCCCAAGGGGACUACUAUAUCUGCGCUACAAUCGGGCCUGGUCCUGAGAAGCGAUACAAUUUGAAUGAAGAUGAAAAACAAGAAUUGACCCUCAGGAUCGCCGAAAGCAAAAGCACAUCACAGAUCGUCGCGUGGUUUCUGCUCGGCGUGGCGGUUUUGUGGAUCUUCAAAGUAAAAGUUCUGAAGACCGAGUAUGAAGGUGAAUUGACUCAAAUGAAGAGUUUCCUUCUUUUGUUUUAACUUCUUAUCAUGAUUACGUAACUAAUUUAAAUCACCUCUUAAAACCUCUCAAAAAAUUGUUUCUGUUCAGCCUCUGUUUUCCCAAUCAUCAGCACUGAAGACCUCAUAGUCACAGAAAUAAUCAAUAGUGACAAGUUACAAUAAAAUAAUGAUGAUAAUAAUAAUAACAACAACAACAACAACAACAACAACAAUAAUAAUAAUAAUAAUAAUAAAGAUUAUGAAGAUGAACAAUGAAAAUUCAAUUUUAGACCUCAAUUUCCAUUUAAAAUCACAGAACAGAAUCAACUAUUUACACAGAAUGAAACGGCGAAAAAAAGCGAAAAGAUGGUGUCUGCGCGGCUGUGACAGUUGGAAUUCUUUAGGGAGCUUUAUGAAUUAGGUUUCGACAAGUCUUAUUUCUACAAUCGUCCAAAGCUACGUGCGACAGCAAGGGCCAGUUAUUUAGACAGUUUAGCCGUUUUUUUUUUUUAAACAGAACCGCCCUAUAAACUAUCUUGAAUUUAGCUGAAUUUUUAAUUUAGUGAAAACAACUUUCUUAUUUGGAGAAUACGAUACGCCCACAGCUUGCGUGAAACCGCGGUUUGGGUUGGACCUCGAGUAAAUAACCGGCCCUAAGUGUUCUCAUCCUCUCAUUUUCUCUCCUUUGCCAGAUGAGGACGUGGACACCAAAGAGGACGCAGAAGAUCAAGAACCAUUAUUAAGAGAUGGUGAAUAAUUUCAAGGUGGCGUUAAUUUUUAC